AUGACAACUUGGGAUGAUAUUGAUGGUAUUUGGAAUCUCAAAGGGCCUUAUGCAUUUGUGCUUGAACAGAAUGAAGAUGUGAAGUGGAGCUCUUUCAGUCUGGAAGCCACCUCUAGUUCUUGCUCCAUCUCUCACUCUAGAUCUGCAUCUGCUUUGUGGUCCCUCUCUGUAGCUCUAUCUGAUUCUGGGUCUGCUGCCACUACCUUCACUCUUCAUCCAACCAUGGCUUUUGCAUCUAAAAAGUCUAAGAGUCUCAUAGCAGCCUAUAGGCUGGAGCUUGCUAGUUACUUAAGGUCUCACCUUAUUUGA
Messenger RNA from Laccaria bicolor S238N-H82, 309 nucleotides. RefSeq lists its product as uncharacterized. Lineage: Eukaryota; Fungi; Basidiomycota; Agaricomycetes; Agaricales; Hydnangiaceae. Bases 1 to 309 code for a protein of 102 amino acids. The transcript is spliced from 2 exons. The record is from RefSeq and is a predicted model, not a curated record.